Symbiodinium sp. CCMP2456 is the source of this 1116-nucleotide messenger RNA. The record is from the annotation of a GenBank genome assembly. Lineage: Eukaryota; Dinophyceae; Suessiales; Symbiodiniaceae.
AUGCAGAACAUGCUGGUUCCGCCCUCGAAGUCGGAGCUGUACCAGUUCGAGGCCAGCGCUUUCCCCCGGCCCUUCGUGAUCUUCAACGCAGGCUGCUUCCCAUGCAACCGGCACACCGCGGGAAUGACCUCGACCACUUCCGUGUCUUUGUCGCUCUGCCGGGGGGAGAUGGUGAUCCUCGGCACGCAGUACGCCGGGGAGAUGAAGAAGGGAGUCUUCACGGUGAUGAUGUAUCACAUGCCCUUGCGACCCGAGCGGCAUCUGGGCCCCGCAGAGAGGGCCUUGCCACUGCACUCUUCCUGUAAUGUGGGCCCUGAGGGAGAUGUCUCCCUGUUCUUUGGGCUUAGUGGCACUGGGAAGACGACUCUCAGCGCGGACCCGGCGAGGAAGCUGAUUGGGGACGACGAGCAUGUCUGGACGUCCAAGGGCGUCUUCAACAUCGAGGGCGGCUGCUAUGCCAAGUGCAUUAACCUUUCCCGGGAGAAGGAACCCGAGAUCUACGAUGCCAUUCGCUUCGGCAGUGUGCUGGAGAAUGUGGUCUUCGAUGAGUGGAGCCGAAAAGUUGACUAUGACAACGUCUCCCUCACGGAGAACACACGCUGCGCAUACCCCUUGCACUACAUCCCCAAUGCGCUGAUCCCGGCAAAGAUCGACAGCCACCCAAGCAACGUGAUCCUGUUGACCUGCGAUGCCUUCGGUGUGCUACCGCCGAUCUCCAAGCUCACGAAAGAGCAGGUGAUGUACCAUUUCAUUUCCGGCUACACCGCCAAGGUGGCCGGAACCGAGAUGGGUGUUACGGAGCCACAGGCCACCUUCUCGGCUUGCUUCGGGGGCCCCUUCCUGGCCAUGCACCCCUACCACUAUGCAGAGAUGCUUGCAGCCAAGUUAGAGAAACACGGGGGCCAUGCCUGGCUUCUGAACACCGGCUGGGUGGGUGGUGCCUACGGCAUCGGCGAGCGGUGCCCACUGAAAUUCACCCGUCAGCUGGUGGAUGCCGUGCACGACGGCACGCUGGCGGCCCUGGAGGACGAGGUUGCUGCUCCAUUAAAGGCAAUCGCAAGGCAUGGGAACGUGAUACUGUUUUUGUGGCAUUUUGACUGGGGCCACCUGCUCUAG